AUGUCACAACAAGCAGUCAUUCACGCAUAUAGGCACCUAUACCGGCAUAGUCUAAGGGCUAUCCAGUUUUCGAAGCCGGCUCGGUAUACAUUGCGCGAUCGACUUCGCCUAGCCUUUCGCAACGGGUCCGCUGCCGACUAUGAGCCACAGAGAAUCCAGAACACGCUUGAAUUCCUGCAGUAUGCGACUAGAGAGAGUGGGCUGGAACACAAGAUAGUGAAGAACCUUCUGUUCGUGUGGUGGGUACAGAACAACGGAGGUCGCUCAAAGCAAAACCCGAAGAAUAUAACGCGCGACGAGAUCGAGAUAAAGACCACCGCGUACGAUACUUUCAACCACAAUAUCCGCAUGCUAAAUGAGAGCAUGGGACUGUGCCUUCCAGCCAUGACUAUCCGCGAUCCCAGUUGA
Molecule: messenger RNA, 408 nt
Organism: Alternaria atra
Lineage: Eukaryota; Fungi; Ascomycota; Dothideomycetes; Pleosporales; Pleosporaceae
Exons: 2
Coding region: 1-408 (135 amino acids)
Source: RefSeq, a predicted model, not a curated record